UCUGAAGUGUACCUGGAAAAGCAGGACUGAGCCUACCUAUAUAAACCAACUCCGGUGUUCUGUCUGUCAGAACCUAUAGUACAUCGAUAGUAGAGAAAACGUUUUUGCUUAGCAAACAAUUGGUGACUGAAAUAUUUACGGUUGCGUUUUAAGAAUACUAAAACUGUUCGAAGAGUGGAGAAAAUAUACAAACAGUUGAACUGAGAUAAUAGUUGUUGAAAUAAAUAUAGUAAUUAAUUGACAUUUUAUAUAAUUUUUGCGGUGACUUUUUAGACAAGUAAGAAUUUGUGCAUUGAAAAUGAAUUUCUCUAAGCGUGUACAAAGCCUCGUCUUUGUUGUCAUAGUGAUGUUGGUUUGCAUAGAAGGAAAACGAAAAUCAAAGGGAUCCAAGAAGAGGGGUGGACAGAAAUACAGCGGGAAAUGCAAGCCGAAAAUUAUGGCCGAAUACGAAUUGGCAUUCCACGGAGGCUGGUCUGAGAGUGUGUACCCAAGAAUGUUUCCGAAAUACAGACCUCCAGCGCAAUUUUCAAAAUUAAUUGGUCGGACGCAUUCUGAUCAGUACACAAUGUGGGACGAGGGCACUUUCGCUUCUGAGGCCGUACAGAAAUUUGCCGAGGACAGCGACGUCCGAGGUUUUGAUAUCGAGGCUCAAGCUUACGGUGGAAUAAGGGACACCUUUACAGCGGCACCGAUAAGAGGUGGUCUAGGGAAGACAGCAACUAACUUUAUCACUGACGGUAGUCACACUAAGAUGUCAUUCAUGGUCAAACUCAUUCCGAGUCCUGAUUGGUUUGUUGGCGUGUCAUCUUUUGAUCUUUGUGAGCGCAAUCGAUGGAAGAGCCAUAUAAAACUUGAUCUGUUUCCGAUGGAUGCUGGGACAGACCGCGGUCUUACAUUCACUGCACCAAACUGGCCAUCUAAUCCAAAACAAACUAUUUAUAUGCUGUCUCCUACGGCGCCUGCUCACACUGCAAGCUCGUUCCAUUACCCGAACAUGACGUCACUUCCGCCAAUAGCAAAAGUUUAUCUUACGAAGGUUUCCGAAUACAGACGUAAAGGAAAAGCACCACCGCCACAAAAGAAAGAAAGAAAUUUGGUGAUCUUUGACACUGUCGAUACGAGAAAAGUUAUUCCAAAAUUAGAGAAAAUCAUUGACAGAGCCAUAGCACAAAACAAAGAGGCAAGUCGAAAUGAAAUUGCUGCGCCAAAACUAGAAACGCUUACAGAGCGGGAUCCUGGUUGCGUAGUGUCGAAAUGGACAGAGUGGACACCGUGUUCUGCGACCUGUGGGUUUGGACGUCAAGAACGACGGCGCACUAUUAUACGGCGGGCUGUGUUACCAGGAUUUUAUUGCCCGGUACUAAGAGAGGAACGGAUCUGCGACCUGGCAAAAUGUAAAUGGGAAGCUUUUCAGUUUCUGAAACACAGCGGAUAAGACUCUUGGGGAUGUUACGAAAGUCAGCAUACAUUCCAUCAUUUUUGUUUUUCAUUUCUUUUUUUUUUCUGCAUACCUCAAAACUGGUUAUUGUCUGUCAUACUGCAAGUAGAAUUAAUCAUACAGCACUUCUAAUACAUUUUUUUCAUAGAGCUAUAAUCAGAGAGAAAGUUAUGUGUCAAUUUAUUUAUAAUAUGUUGAAAUUGUAUGUGUAAUUUGAUGAUGAAAACUAUUUUGGAGGCCGUCUUUCUUAGAGUUCUUUUACUCACGCUUUUAUUUUAGGGGAUAAGGGUCGCAAGUUUUGUAAACAUAUAAAAUGAACAUCACAAAGUACUAUCAUUUCAAUCUAAAACUUUCCAAAUUCAGUUUUAAUAUUUUAUACUGAUAUGUUCAUGUAAACACUAAACAUGUAUAUAUUCUUAUUACAGAAAAGAAUACAAAACGGUUGAAUAAUAUACUUUACUGGGCAUGAUGGUUAAAAAUUAUACUCGGUCAAAAUGAAAAUGCAUAACUGUUACACUUCCGUUUUAUGUUAAGAAACUGAUUUAGAAGCGUAUUGAUACGGGUAUUUAAAUUAUCAUUAUUUAUUUGUUGUGCGGUUGCGUAGAUUAGAAACUGUGGUGUUUUUUUGUUCUUUCUCUGUUUUGUAAUUUUUCACUCUUUAUAUAUUUCCAUUGGUAAAAAUGUCAAAUAGACAAGUAAUUUUCAAAAACUAAGUUUUCAAUUUUGAAUGUACUUUUAUUUUGAUUUAAUUGUUGUAAUGUUGAAUUCUAAUUUUGAAAUGUUGUUAUUUUAUAUAUGCAACGAACAAAGCCUAAUUAUAAAACAA
Messenger RNA from Mercenaria mercenaria, 2264 nucleotides. RefSeq names its product spondin-2-like. The record is from RefSeq and is a predicted model, not a curated record. NCBI's taxonomy places the organism in Eukaryota, Metazoa, Mollusca, Bivalvia, Venerida, Veneridae. The coding region runs from base 299 to 1435 and encodes 378 amino acids. The transcript has 4 exons.